Molecule: messenger RNA, 1047 nt
Organism: Mycetomoellerius zeteki
Lineage: Eukaryota; Metazoa; Arthropoda; Insecta; Hymenoptera; Formicidae
Exons: 4
Source: RefSeq, a predicted model, not a curated record
UUAUUGAAAUUACUCUUCAGGCAAUUGAAGAAUGAAGAUUUCUGUACAUUGUCCAAAGAAAUUGAAGAUCUAUUCCCUACAGAAACACGUUUCACCUAUUAUAUUGCACCUAUAACAAAGAAGUUUUCAAAAACUAAUAAAUCUAUCACUUCUCGUGGAAAACUUGUUGACAAAUACAGGAAUAAAAUACGAGAUUACAGAAAACUAAGAGAUACUUUAUCAGAAAGUGACCGUACAUAUAGUACAAGUUGUACUAGCGAUUUUGAAGAUGAAAACGAGGUGCCUGAAAGUGUAUUGUGGCUCCAAACUAAUUUAUCACCUUGGCAAUUAGUUGAAAAUCAUUGGAAAGUUUCUACACCAUACAGACGAAAGCAAAUUCAGUCAUCCUCAAAUAAAAGCAUUUCUGAUAUUUUUGUUAAUUGGCCUAUUUUGAAGCAUCCUUCGGCACACCUCUUGAUUGAUGAGGAUUUCAAAUUCUUGAAAUUAACAUCAGAGAAUUGCGUGGACAAUUGGUUAAAAUUUUUUUCUCAGAUUCAGAAAAUUUGUCCUUUGAAAGAAGAUAAAGUUACGAUCGAAUUACGUUCUAUACUCGAAACUGACGAUUUGACGGACAGAAGAAUUCGUAUAAAAAAAGAACAUUAUAAACCAUCAAUAAGUGAAUGUAAAGAUAGUAUUAUAUCACAUGCAAAGAUUCAUGGAGAUAUAAAUCGUAUUCAAGAAGAAAAGGAAAGGAGAGCACUUCAAUUAGGAUUAACAAUACAACCAUAUAUAAUAGUUGUUGGCUCUACCCUUGCAGAAGUAAACGCAUUUUAUGUUUGUAUUGAUAAGGUACUCUAUCAAAUUUCAACAGCGCUAGCAGCAGUUGAUUUAUGUUUCAAAAUAUUUCAUGUCUUUGAUGUUACUUAUCCGCCAGAAAGUGAGCACAUAUGGUACAUAAUACAGCUCUGUCUGUAUAAGUUCUCGACUAAGUCCGAUAAACAAAUCUCAUAUGUGAUGCCAAUUAUAAAUACUUUAACUAGCGAUAAGUUUCACUCCACAGAUGAUUAA